AUGCCCUGGCCGGUAGCACGCCACAUGGUGCAAAAAGAGCUGGUGCACGAGAUAUGCAUUCACCGGGUCGUGGACGGCGACGAACAAUAUCUCAUUCGUUGGCGACACGAUGAUCCUUCCCAAGCCGUUCUAUCAUGGCAUAGACUCGAGGAUCUCAUUUCAAUCGCCGACGUUCUUCAGCUCUACAUUACGGAGUAUAUUGCCAGACUCAAGCGCGAUCAUCCCGAAGCUCUCAAAGCACCAUCACUCAGGACCUCUUCACUGAAAAGAAAGAGUCCCCACGAUGAGGGCGCGUCAAGGCGCGCAUCGUCACUUGACACCACUACCACGCCUGACUUCCAUCGAGCCACUCAAAAACUAGAGGUGUACAACGGAGUCCUGUUCAGAAAAUCGGGUGACAUCUAUCCCCACUAUUUGACAUCUGCCAAAGUUGAACGUAUCGAUGCCACCACAGUUCCAACUCCUGCAAUGCUCGCAGCCGCAAAAGCUGAAGUGUAUGAAGGAGUGAAGAAGGGACGCAAGUUUGUCCGAGCGGUAUUCCUCCAACAACUGGCUGGUAUACCUGGUCCACCUGUCACUUUUGUCAACGAAGUGAACAAGGAGACACCCUCAUUGAGCUUCACAUACAUCCAAGACUAUGUCUACGGCGAGGGUGUGUCGAGAGAAGCCGAUGCUGUUGAAAUGGGAUGCUCCAAGUGUCGACCAGAUAUGGGUAGCAACCGUGGCUGCGAGUACACGAAGAGAUGCGAAUGCCUGGAAUACGCAACUCCAGACUUCCGCGGACAGGGACUGAGCGAUGAAGAGCAAAGAGCUCAAUACGAGGCAUGGGAAGCAGGUGAUCUCGACCCUAAGGGCCUCUCGAAACGAUUCCCGUACAGAAUUGAUCAUGAUCCCCGGAUCAACAUCAAGCAGUACGUGCUCGACAGUUUCUACCUCGAAAGUAGAAACGUCCUGUACGAAUGCAACUCGAGAUGUCGAUGCGGUCCGAAUUGCAAGAACCGCCUUGUGCAGAGAGGUCGUAAAAUCCCGCUCGAGGUUUUCAGAACGAGUAAGAGAGGAUUCGGUCUACGCUGCCCCGAAAACUUGAGACGUGGCCAGUACAUUGACCGGUACAUCGGUGAGCUUAUCACCGAUGCCGAAGCUGAUGCUCGCGAAUCAUCUUCCGGCCCCGAGAAAGCAUCCUACUUAUUCUGGCUCGACAAAUUUGCAAACGAUGAUGGUCUUCCGGGCUCCUUGAAGACAAGCGAUUGCUAUGUUGCGGACGGCCAGAAGAUGGGUGGCCCGACUCGUUUUAUCAAUCAUUCCUGCAACCCAAACUGCCGUCUUUUCACGGUCAGUUACAACAAGUAUAAUCGCACGAUCUAUGACCUGGCCUUCUUUGCUCUCACCGACAUCCCUGCCGGAACGGAGCUAACCUUCGAUUAUAUGGACCUUGAGGAGGGCGAGGCCGGACAAGCAACGAAGGAAGUCGUGGAUGAAGACAGCGUGGUCGUGGACUGCCUGUGUGGCGCCAAGAACUGCAGGAAAAAGUUAUGGAUGUGAGGUGGAUUCGCUGCUCAGCAUGAGGUGCUUGUGCUUAGCUUUCUCAAGGAACAGAGGAAACAGAUUUACUAUCCAUAUCCUGUCCGCGACGGAGGCAAGUAGCUCGGGCUUUAAGUCAGUACAACCGCUCGAGCUUGAUGUCUUCAACAACGGACAGCAGAUUGGAGAAUUAGCAGAUUGCAUU
This is a messenger RNA of Aureobasidium subglaciale EXF-2481, 1726 nucleotides long. RefSeq lists its product as uncharacterized. Gene Ontology annotation, cellular component: nucleus. The coding region runs from base 1 to 1542 and encodes 513 amino acids. The record is from RefSeq and is a predicted model, not a curated record. The transcript has 5 exons. Lineage: Eukaryota; Fungi; Ascomycota; Dothideomycetes; Dothideales; Saccotheciaceae. Gene Ontology annotation, molecular function: protein binding; zinc ion binding; histone methyltransferase activity.